Raphanus sativus (radish) is the source of this 1095-nucleotide messenger RNA. Its product is annotated as vesicle-associated membrane protein 725-like. Gene Ontology annotation, biological process: vesicle-mediated transport. The coding region runs from base 220 to 882 and encodes 220 amino acids. Gene Ontology annotation, cellular component: membrane. The transcript is spliced from 5 exons. NCBI's taxonomy places the organism in Eukaryota, Viridiplantae, Streptophyta, Magnoliopsida, Brassicales, Brassicaceae. The record is from RefSeq and is a predicted model, not a curated record.
CCUCUCUCUGUCUCACAAACGUUUUCAAAUUUUGUUGUUUGUUUGUUGUCUCUUCAACAAGGUCUCAAACGAUCGCUGCGUCGUCCCCAUCUCUCUCUCCUCCUUUCAUUCCCCUUCUAUUUUGGAUCUUUCUUACUUGCGUACUCACCAAGGAAACCAAAAAGGAAAAUCAGAUUUGCGGUGCGUUAGGUUUUUCUUUUCUCUCUUCUUCAAGACAAAAUGGGACAAAAGAAUUUGAUCUACAGCUUCGUUGGUCGUGGCACGGUGAUUCUUGUCGAGUAUACUGAGUUUAAAGGCAAUUUUACUUCCGUCGCUGCACAAUGCCUCCAGAAACUCCCUUCUUCAAACAACAAGUUUACCUACAACUGCGACGGUCACACCUUUAAUUACCUCGUCGAAAAUGGCUUCACGUAUUGCGUUGUUGCUGUUGAAGCUGUUGGGAGGCAGAUUCCAAUGGCCUUCUUGGAGCGAAUCAAAGAAGAUUUCAGCAAGAGAUAUGGUGGUGGGAAGGCCACCAAUGCUAAACCCAACAGCUUGAACAAAGAGUUUGGGUCUAAGCUAAAGGAGCAUAUGCAGUACUGUGUGGAUCAUCCUGAGGAGAUUAACAAACUUGCUAAGGUUAAGGCUCAAGUGACUGAGGUGAAAGGAGUUAUGAUGGAGAACAUUGAGAAGGUCCUUGACCGAGGUGAGAAAAUUGAGCUUCUAGUGGACAAAACUGAGGACCUUCGUUCACAUGCACAAGAUUUCAGAACGCAAGGAACGAAAAUAAGAAGAAAGAUGUGGUGGGAGAACAUGAAGAUUAAGCUCAUAGUCGCUGGUAUCAUCAUUGCCUUGAUUCUCAUCAUCAUCAUCUCGGUUUGUCCUGGUUUCAAGUGUACUUGAAAAGAAGAACACGUUGAUAGAUUGUAAGCCCAUCAUAUUGCUAUACUAACCUAACUCCUCCCGGUAUUUACCCUUCUAUUUUGAUCUUUUUUGUUUUCGCAGUGUCUAUUUUAUAGUUCUUUUUUUUUAAGUUUGUUAGGGAAAAGCAAUAUGAUGACUCAGUAUUGACAAAUGAUCCUUUGGGUCGUGAAUGUUUGGAAAGAGAUUUAAGCU